AUGACUACGGCUGCUAGACCGACAUGGGCACCUGCUAAAGGUGGUAACGAACAAGGUGGAACACGAAUAUUUGGUCCUUCUCAGAAGUAUUCCUCCAGGGAUAUUGCUUCUCACACAACCCUCAAGCCCAGAAAGGAUGGUCAAGACACGCAAGAUGAACUAGAAAGGAGAGACCUCAAAGAGGAGUUGGUGGAGCGUGAGCGCAGACACUUCUCAUCUAAAGACAAGGGUUAUGGUGAGGAUAGAGACCGUAGAAAAAGUGGUCAUCACCUACUGGAAGGAUCAAGGAGAGAACUAGAGGACCGAAUUGUUCCACGCAGUGCUGAUGCUGAUGAUGCUGAUUUAGAUGUCAAAAGUGAUGAUGACAGUGAUGAAGAGGAUGAUGAUGAUGAUGAUGAUGAAGAAGAUGAUACAGAAGCACUUUUAGCAGAGCUUGAACAAAUCAAGAAGGAACGCGCGGAGGAAAAACUACGCAAAGAACGUGAAGAGCAAGAAGAGGAGCUUAAACUGAAAGAGGCCGAGUUGAUAAGAGGGAACCCUUUGCUUAAUAAUCCAACUUCAACUUCCUUCAAUGUUAAACGCAGGUGGGAUGAUGACGUGGUGUUCAAGAACCAAGCCCGUGGAGAAACCAAGGCUCCAAAGCGCUUCAUCAAUGACACCAUUCGCAGUGACUUCCAUCGCAAAUUUCUUCACAAAUACAUGAAGUGAAGUGUGUAAUCAUCCAUCCACUCCAAAUUUUGCUAAUAGGCAAAAACACAACAGUUUGUUAUCUUUGUUUCUAUAAUGCUUCAUAGUAUUGUUGAAUUUGUCAUCUGUCUUCUUUUCUUCCAUGAAACAUUUGGGAGGGAAUGGAUGAUUCAUUCUACUUGGAAUACUUAUCAUGUACAUUUCUGACAAAGUAGUCAUCCAUUUCGUCGACAAAAUUUUUAAAUAUUUAUUAGUACA
This is a messenger RNA of Lactuca virosa, 945 nucleotides long. The record is from the annotation of a GenBank genome assembly. NCBI's taxonomy places the organism in Eukaryota, Viridiplantae, Streptophyta, Magnoliopsida, Asterales, Asteraceae.